AUCCGGACGCACCCUUGUCUGUUUGCCUGAGACGUCAGAUACGUGUCACUUCGUGUAGGGAAAGUAUUUACUCGUUGAAAGCGGGUUGUGGUGCAGAUCGGCAAAGUUGGGACAGGGAGUUCUGUGUACAUUUCAUAUAAUAAAUCAUGGCUCCGCCGACGAAAGGCAAACAGGGCACCAAAGGAGCCAAGCAAAUUGUCGAAGACAACCAGGCAACUCUUAGUUUUUACAGGAACAUGGCUUUGGGAAGCAUAGCGGCGUUCGUGGUCCUCAACUUUAUAUUGUUCGAAUUUACAACUUUUGUGACGGUGAUGACGGUCCUCGCCAUAGCACUCCUUUUUGGUAGUUACCAAUUCAUGGCAUUCAUGUGCAAAGCUAAAAUAUCAGAGACUGGAGCAAUUUUAGAUUCAGGAACAGAUUUGAAUAUGGAAGGUGGUAUAGCAGAACACGUCAAGGAUUUAAUAAUUUUAGCAUCAGGCACAACUCUGCUUACAUUAUUGUCAAAUUACUUUUGGCUUCUGUUGCUGCUUGUCCCUUUGCGGGCGUUCUGGAUGCUAUGGGGAUCGGUGAUUAAGCCUUGGUUAUCACAAAAAGACGAACAGCCUGAAAUCGAUGAGAAAAAACAACGAAAAAUGGACAGAAAAAUGAAGCGAAUGAGAUGAAGAUAGCACUAAGUAGUCGCAUUCAAAUGUAAAUAUGUAUUAGUUAGAGUUUGUAUGUUCUGAAAGCUUUUGUGACAAAUAAAAAGAGUUAUGAUGAAAA
Hermetia illucens (black soldier fly) is the source of this 762-nucleotide messenger RNA. Its product is annotated as transmembrane protein 208. NCBI's taxonomy places the organism in Eukaryota, Metazoa, Arthropoda, Insecta, Diptera, Stratiomyidae. Bases 147 to 662 code for a protein of 171 amino acids. Gene Ontology annotation, cellular component: intracellular membrane-bounded organelle. The record is from RefSeq and is a predicted model, not a curated record. The transcript has 4 exons. Gene Ontology annotation, biological process: vacuolar protein processing.